This is a messenger RNA of Owenia fusiformis, 2287 nucleotides long. Lineage: Eukaryota; Metazoa; Annelida; Polychaeta; Sabellida; Oweniidae. The record is from the annotation of a GenBank genome assembly.
ACGUGGGGAAAAUUAUCUAUUUACAGUAUAUAUUUACCCGGAUGACUUAAUUAAAUUCAGUUGUACACAGGAACGUCGAGAAGACAUUUACCAGACAAAAUGAGUGAUCGCAAGAAUGGAUGAAGAAUUUGAAGAUUGAUUUUCUUUUGAAUAAAAAAAUAUGCUAUUAUGGAGUGACAUUAUAAAGUUCUACAGGUAUGUUUCAUGAAGUCAUUUAUUGGACAAAAUGAGCUUUCGCAAUUCAUCAAUUGAAGUGUUUGAGGAUGAAGAAUUUGAAGAUGGAUUUUCUCUCGAAUUGAAAUAUGUUAUUGGAGUGACAUUAUUGUUCCUUGUAAUUGUCACAGUUUUAGGAAAUGUUUUGACAAUCGUAUCUUUCCUCAGAGAUAGGCAAUUACGUACAGUACAAAAUAUUUACAUUUUUAAUCUAUCGAUAGUUGACUUAGCAGUGGGAGUGGUGAGUCUACCUUUUUAUGUAUUCUACACAAUCAACAAUUAUACAUGGACUUUUGGACGUUUAUGGUGCAAAAUAUGGCUGGUAAUUGACUUUUUGGUUUGUGCUGAAUCCUCGCUGACAAUCGUUCUGAUCAGCUUUGAUCGUUUCAUGCUUAUUUCCCAGGGGGCGUCAUACACAGCAAAACAAACAGUAAGAAAAGCUGUGGUCUAUAUCAUCUGUUCCUGGAUUUUGUCAUUUUUGUUAUAUGGACCGGCUAUUAUUUUUUGGGAAUAUUGGAUCGGGCGAAGAACAACGGCUGAAGAUGACUGUGAUGUUGAGUUCUUUAACAACAUGGAGUAUACUCUGACUACUGCCAUCCUCGAGUUCUUUAUCCCGCUGGUUCUGACUGCAUAUUUGAAUCUCCGCGUUUAUCUGAACAUCAGGGAUCGUAGCAGAAAAGUCGCUUCAGCUGGUAUAUCCUCGUACCAAACACAAAGUGAGGGACUAAAAAUUGAAAGAUCGAAAGAUAAAGAAACUGGAUCAGCUCAAACAGGAAGUGGACACAAACAGGCUAUAAGUCAAGGAGAAGGACAAAAUGACAAACCACAUGGUCUAAGGCCACAUAAUCAAGACAUCGGCCAGGAAGAAAGUCAACACGACCAACCUCAGGAACUGAGGGAAUGUCAAUGUGACCCAGCUCAAUGUCAACAUGUCCAGGUGCAAAGUCAAAAUGUAGGCCAAGACCAAGACACAGCUGAAGGACAAAUACAGGAUCAACUUGACAUCAACAUAAGUCAGAGAGAAGGUCAACUUCACCAAGAUGAGAUAGAAGGUCAACGUCCCCAAGUUUCAAGUCAACAUGACCAAUGUCAAGGCCAGAGAGUGGAACAAGAUGACCUUAGUAUGGGUCAGAGAGAAGAUCAAAAUAACUUGGACCAAACAGAUCAACACUGCAAAGGACAGAAUAGUGGCGUUCAGAGAACAUAUCAUUAUGCCACAACCAGUGACAAUGCUCCUACUAGUUCUCGUACUAUGAGCCUGCCACAAGGUGCGAUUAUCAGAAAUCAAAACAAGGCGAACCAAAUUGUUCUCCGCCGAGACAGAAGGGCUGCUAGAUCUUUAAGUAUCCUUGUUGUCGUAUAUUUCAUGUGCUGGUGCCCAUAUACCAUUAUGACAUUCAUUGAGUCAGUCACGCCGGACACUGUUGAUAAAGACUUAUAUGAGGCGGCAAACUUUUUAUUAUGGGUCAACAGUGCAUGCAACCCAUUUUUAUAUGCUCUCAUGAGUGCUCGGUUUCGUAAGAAUUUUAAACAGUUGUUGUGUCCUUGUAAACGAUAACUUUAUGGCAGUUUGACCAUAUUAUUUAAGUACAUGUACAAGUACAAGUGAAUCCUUACAGUGAAAUACAGGGCGACACAAAAUAUGCACCCUUUAGUUUUGGAAUCACUUUUUCAAACAUGAUGUAGCUACAGUUGUGUAGCUACAUUGCAUCUAAGAUUGAAAUCAUGUUUACCAUCUAGGUAUGCUCUAACGUGAAAUCGACCAAAAAUACAAUUUUUUUUCAAAUAUGAUGAAGUUCAAACUGACUUAUUAGGUAAUUUUAAGAAAUUGUUUUUGGACAAUUACAUGCAAGAGCAUCCUGGAUGGAAAACAUGAUUUCUCUAAAUCUCAAAAUAAUAGAUGCAAAAUAAGUACUGUACACCAUUGUUUCCUCUAUGGAACAUUCAAUCUAACUUAAAUAAAAUCACAAAGAUUACAUCAUAUUUGAGAAAUUAUUCCAAAAUUAGAGAGUAACAUUUUGUGUCACCCUGUACUACUACUUUUAGUUAGAAAUAUACUGAAGAUAAAACUGAA